UUUGGUUUGAAAUUUUCAAUUGGUUUAUCAUGUUUCGAUAGCCCUUAUCAGACAUUGAUUCGAGUUCAGUUUAUCAUUUCGAAGGAAUAUACAAAAGUGGAAGCUGCAAACGAUUCACACGUUAAAUCGCACGUAGUUUAAAGUGUUAGGUAACGAUGGGCAGCCGCUUAGUGGAGCUUAUUAUAUUUGCUGUUGUGGUCGGCACGGUAUUCGUUGAAACAUCAGCACAAUGCAUGUUUCUGGAAGAUGAAUAUUACGGAUACCAUUGCUAUCUGGAGUAUGUGAAUGCUACGAACGUUUCCGACAUUGUUGACCUAUCGGGUGAACAUGUCGGUGGUAGAUCGAACGCACAUGUAGAAACAGUCCUCGUUUCACCAACAGCUAUUCUAGAGGUGAUACCAUCGAACAUCUUUACCACUUUUUUGAAUCUGGAACGGUUUUACUGCAACGCGAAUUAUCUGCAACGAAUCGACAUUCCGUUCUGUGGACCACGCAUGAGGAGUUUUCAAGCGAACCUAAAUUCGGUGGAAGUCUUACAAGAUGGAGCUUUCCGAGGAUGUCGUUCCUUAGAGCAGCUCACAAUUAUUCUGUCUGGCCUUCAACGGAUCGAACCGAAUGCCUUUACCGGACUGACACAGCUACGUGAGAUCAUAAUUUUCGGAAAUCCUCUACAAGAGCUUAAUGGUCAUUUGUUCCGCGAGCAACACCAACUGGAGCUUGUAAGGUUCGAUCAAGGUGGUUUAACGACGAUCCACCCGGGAACGUUUCAGUGUAAAGAACUUGUGGUUGAAUUGGACUUGAGUGUUAACCGACUCGAAAGAAUUGAAGCGGGAACAUUCACAAACCUGUUGCGUCUGCGAACGUUGAAUUUGGGAACGAACAACAUUCAGGUCAUUGAGGAAGGAGCCUUCGCAAAUUUGCCAUUACUCGAAAGGUUGGAAUUGGUCGAAAACCAGAUUGCAGUUCUUGACUCAAAUCUGUUCGGAACAACGUUUCAGAAUCUGAACUAUUUGGGAGUCGGUUCGAACCGGUUAAAUGCUGUUGAUAGGCAAGUGUUUCGCCGAUUUCCGGGUCUGAUGUCGUUCUUCGGUGCGGGGAAUGUCUGUUUCUCGCAAAACUUUGACGACAUUGGUUCCAUUGAGAAUGAUGUGGCGCCAUAUUUGGAAACUUGUUUCAUAAACUUCGACGAAUUGUAAAUUGGAUUAAAAUAAAAAGUUUUUAGAUUUCUUAA
Molecule: messenger RNA, 1231 nt
Organism: Bradysia coprophila
Lineage: Eukaryota; Metazoa; Arthropoda; Insecta; Diptera; Sciaridae
Cellular component (GO): plasma membrane
Molecular function (GO): protein binding
Source: RefSeq, a predicted model, not a curated record